Molecule: messenger RNA, 1093 nt
Organism: Exophiala xenobiotica
Lineage: Eukaryota; Fungi; Ascomycota; Eurotiomycetes; Chaetothyriales; Herpotrichiellaceae
Exons: 1
Coding region: 242-1093 (283 amino acids)
Source: RefSeq, a predicted model, not a curated record
AGGGUGCCAGUCCGGACAGCUCUGAAUGGCCUGCGAAAUGGCUGAACUGCGCAGCCUCACCGCAGGCGCCAAAGUACAACAUGAUGAAUUGACUACCUGCUCUGCUAGACCGGAAAACCACUCUGGUCCGGUGGGAACCCUGAUUGCAGUCACCCUUUCGUCGUCGUCGCCACCUCGUUCCAUUGACUGCUCCUUCACGUGCCUGGUCGUCUCCUUUCCGUGAGAGCAUCUGGGCUUCCCAAUGGAGCCCCAAACCCAUGCAACUGAUGACCAGCUCUUUCCCAGCGAUGAUCCAGUCCCCGAGGAUGACAUUGUGCUUCAAACCACGCGGCCAAACCCAUGGAGAGGGCCACCGCCUGAGGUAUUCAAUGAUGGCGUCACUGAACUGUGGGUACCCACCACCGAAGACAUAGUUGCCGACCUCUGCUUUGUUCAUGGGCUGAAAGGCCAUCCAAGGAAAACUUGGCAAUACAAGAAGGCGACUACGUCAGAAAAAAGGGAGAAGGAACAAAAGUGGAAAAUAUUCAGCCUCUCCAUCGGAGCCGGUGCUGGGUCCAAGCAUCAGUCUCCUGAAGGGAAUGACCAGACAGGAGGCUGUUACUGGCCGCUCGACCUUGUACCAAAAGAUUUCACCAAUUUGCGAGUCCUCACGUAUGGCUAUGACUCCCAUCCAACUCAUUUCUGCGCAAGCCAAACCACCCAGAUGACCAUAAGUCAGCAUGCCCAGCAACUCCUUCAACAAGUCACAAAUGCUCGAGCCGAUUGCCGUAGAAGACCAAUCAUUUUCGUUGCGCACAGCCUCGGGGGAGUACUCGUCAAGGACGCCAUAAUCCAGUCUGGCAAAUAUGCCGAUCAGCCACAUCUUCAAGAUAUCAGCACCUCAUGUCACGCAAUCUGCUUCUUCGGGACUCCACAUAGGGGCUCUAAUGCAGCCAGAUAUGGCGAAACAUUGGCCAAUCUAAUCAGCAUUGCGCCUGGCAGUCCCAGUGCAUACAAGGAAGUUCUCAGAGGAUUAAAGCUGGAUAGUGAAAAAUUGAACCAAGCCGAGGCCGACUUCGGCUCACUCCUGAACAAAAACAUCCCAUCCAGUUAA